Molecule: messenger RNA, 7066 nt
Organism: Podarcis lilfordi (Lilford's wall lizard)
Lineage: Eukaryota; Metazoa; Chordata; Lepidosauria; Squamata; Lacertidae
Source: the annotation of a GenBank genome assembly
UGAAAUGUGAAACGCUUCCUUCCGGAAGGGGUACGCAUGCGUAGUGGAUCGAAACGGGACACAAGUGGCGAGGAAACAUGGCGGAACCUGAGUGAGUUUUCGAGGGGGGAAGAAGUAGAUCGGGGGAGAAUCCAUGUCCAUCCUCGGGGAGGGCUUGGGCGUCUGCUUUGUUUGUUGGAUGGAGGCAUAGUCAGAGGCCUGUAAGAACAAUAGAUAGGGGUCACAGUGCUUUGUACUGGAUCAGCGGAGGGAGAUAGUACGAUAUGGAAAACAACCGCUUCUAGGAGUCUGUGUGUAUGUUUACUAGAACGAAUUAAGUCCUUGAAUAGGACCCAUUUGUGCAACGCGUUAUGUAUAUGAAUGUGUGAAAAUCGCUUUCCAUUAGAUCUGUUUUUGUGUUCUGUCUGAUCCGUUCAAACUCGUGUGUUUUAGACCACCAAAGAAGAUUCCCCGGGUGCCAGAAAAUCUACUGAAAAAAAGAAAGGCAUAUCAAGCAAUCAAAGCCACCCAAGCAAAGCAGGCGCUGUUGGACAAAAGAAAGGUAGGGGAGGCAUAUUGUAGGUCAGGACAUUGUACGCUCCCCUGAUCAGCUCAGGCAGGAAUUCCCUUGAUCAGGCCAGCUGUAAUAAAUGUUAGAGAAAUGAUGCAUGUAAUGUAAAAUCAGGUUUCAGUUAAAAUCCUUGGGAAAAGAGAAGUGGUAGAAAUCAAGGGUGUAUAUCUUUUUGCUUUAGAAGGAUGUAGUCUUGCUUACUUGGAUUUGUAGGAAACAUUAUUACCCUUUUCACCUCUCCAGUAUUGUAAGAAUAGGUACUCCCUCACAACGUAUUCUUAGAAUGACUUUUUCUGUCCUUUCUUUAUCAAACCUUUUUCUUGAAGUUCCUCUGUAUGACUCUGUAACCAAGACUUGCUUGAACUCUUUUGUGACUGAAUCAAACUAGGAUGCUAUCUCUGAUAUAAAGUUCCAAAUUCUAUCACAUCCCAUCUACUUUUCCAUGGUAACUUGCCUGCCCCAAUUGUAGAUUAAGUUCCUUAAACUGAAAUCCAGCCCUUUUUCUAAAAGGAAAAAGAAAUAACCACAUAAGUAUUUCAGUUCAGAUAGCAGAAAUAAGGUUAGGUUAAAUUAAGAUAAUCUGUUGCUAUACCGUUUCCAACAAAUUUGGGGUUAAACAUCGCCCUGUAACUUAUUGUAUUGAUACAAUUGAAAAUGCUCAGUUUUCCAAUAAAUUAUUUGACCUUUAUAUUAUCAGUCACUCAGGUGUGCUUGCUCCCAUAUUCUUAUGCUGUCAUCCAGGAAGGGAGUAAGUGUUUUUUCCAGUUAUAACAGUAGGCCACAUGUUAGCCAGGUAUAUUAUGUGUUUUGCGGCUGCUAAUAAAACACAUUAUGAAUAAAUGUAUUGGAAGUUCAUAUCCUGUUAUUACUUCAUUACAUUUAUAACAGUUUCCCUGUAUUUUAGGGCAUAACCCCAAAGAUACAAAACUGUGAUACUCUUCAUUGCUGUACAACAGCUGGCAUGUCAUUGUACUGAACAUUUUGUACUGAAAAAACAUGCUGAGCAUGUUGACCAUUAUGUACUAAACUGAGUAGCAUGCAAAUAGUGACUUAAAGGCAUGUCUUUUAAAAUUUAAUUUCCUUAUUGUAGCAUCAGAAAGGAAAACAAAUCAGAUUCAAACGUCUUGAGACAUUUUUGCGGGAUUCUCAUCGGAAACACAGAGAUGAUGUCCGUUUGAGGCGCAUGGAACAUAAGCCCCGGCUGCUGCUAAUGCCUGAGGGACACAAACUGGCUUUUGCAGUAAGGAUUGCAGAGUAAGCAUCUGUUUGUCAUAUUUAACUUAGUUUUCCAGCAAUCUUCUGGUUUCCACUGCUUUGCUCAUUCUAGUUUUCCGAUUUGUGCAGAUUAUGUGGAUUGUUUUUUUAAAAAAAUAAGUUACCGUCCAUGGACAUGUUUGCAGAAGAGUGAAUUGGUGGUAUUGAUGAAUUAUGACAGAACAAAAAACCUUCUUGAACUGAACACUGAAUAAAAGCAAUAACAGCAAACCUUGGCUUCCUGCUUUUGGUUUGUUUGAGUGAAGCAAACCAUGAGCAUUGGUUUGGACAUUGUGCUAAGCCCAAGGGUAGGGGAUUUGAUCCAACGAUGUGACGGGUUACUGAUGUCCCCCCUCCCACACCCAUAGUGCACUUCAAAAUGUAGGCAGGGGCACCCAUCAGACGUCAUUAUGACACCAGGUGAAGCUUUUUUCCUUUAUAGAAGGGCUUGAUUUCAAUGGACCUUUGGACAACAAAGCACUUCUUGCUUCGACAAUUGGGGCCUGCACUUACUGCUGUCAAAUCCGGUUUGCAGAGAAACAGGCCCCCUAUUGUCCCUUUACAGUUAUGAUUUUACCCACUCCACAACUGAUGGGAAAGGAGUAGCUCUGGCUAGAGAAAAACAGCCUUGUGGGCCAAAUAUGACCUGUGGGCUGGAGGUUCCCUAUGCCUCCGCUAAGCCCAGGGCUCAUAGUUUGUUGCUUCCUGCUGAAGGGAGAAAUGAAACAUCGGGCUGUAGCUUUAGGACACAACUUUCAAGAAAAUGUAAAAAGGUGAUUGUUGAUGCAUAUCUAUAUUUGUUUCUGCUUACUAUGGAGCUUUCUGUCCAAGGGGAGAAUUUGGCUGAUUUCUUCUACUUUGGUUUAGAAUUAAAGGUGUGAGCCUACGCGUGCGGCAUGUCAUACAUAGGCUACGGUUGAGAAAGAUUUACAGUGGCACGUUUGUUAAAUUGUCACCAACAUCUCUGAAAAUGCUGCGUACUGUGGAGCCUUAUGUGGCAUGGGGGUUAGUACAACUUUUAUUUUUGUGUGUGGGAGGGAUGGUUAAAGGCAAUGAAAUGAAUAUAAAAGGCACCAUAACUUCGAAAAAGUUAAGUAGAUUUCUUUUUUGCAUGCUAAUACUGGCAUGUCAGGAAAGAUGAACUGGCAAGUACAAAACUCUCAAUCUAUUUUUCUGUGACCUUUUUGAGGAUGGGGAUGGGAUCUCUCUCUCUCUCUCUCUCUCUCUCUCUCUCUCUCUCUCUGUGUGUGUGUGUGUAUGUGUGUUUUACUGCUGCCUUUGGAAAUGGUACAAUCAUCCAGGGCCUAUUAGCCUGACUUUAAAUGUAGCUAUAUAUACAUUUAAUAUAUUUAGUGUGGGUCUUUUUAUCUGUUGACAUCAAUAGACGUUUUGUAUGAAGGUGGGUUAACAGCAUAAUAUACAUUUGUGCAGGGGGUUAAUUAUGCAACACAGGUUGGGCUCAGAUCAGGCGGCAUUUGCAGUCUGCUUCAAAGAAGAUUUUGUGCAUUUGUCUUCUGAAAACAAUUUAGGCAUGAAUCUGCUGCAAUAAUCCACUUCGUAACUGAACUAUAAAAUAGGCUGUUAAUACAACAAAACUUUGAUUAUAAAAAUACAUGCCACAAUGCAUUCUGUCUUGGAGCAGUAGUUUGCACAAAUCUUGACUAGUUCUAUACCUUGAGUCCCAUUGAGAAGAGGUAUGUUCUAAGGAUGGCGGGAGUAUUAAAAACAAGUAGGAAACUGUUACAUACUGUGCUUUAAAAUGACUAGUGUUGUGGCCAUUCUAUAGGACCUAAAUAGCAGUUACUUACCAAAUAAGUUGCCAUUUUGGAAGGAUCUUGUAGUUUUUGAAAAAUUCUCCAGCAGCAUCACCACUAAUUUUGUUUACACAGUUAUCCGAACCUGAAAUCUAUUCGAGAGUUGAUCCUGAAACGAGGCCAUGCAAAGGUCAAUAAGAAAAAGCUUGCUUUGACAGACAACAUUCUGAUAGAGGAGCAUUUGGGUAAGAGAUUUUAUGUAGGGGAGGACACUAAGCUUUGGGGCAGCAUGUGCUUUAUUGUGAUCUAGGAAAAGGGUAGUGAAAUGACCAAAGAAAUUGGAUGCUACUGUGUUUCUAAAAUCAUUUCUCCCUCUUAGGAAACUCUGGUAUUAUUUGUUUGGAAGAUCUUAUUCAUGAAAUUUACUCAGCUGGGAAACAUUUUCAUGAAGUCAACAACUUCUUGUGGCCAUUCCACCUGUCAGUAGCUCGCCACGCCGCCCGCAAUAAAGCGGGGUUCCACAAAGAGAUUGGCGAUACUGGAUUUCGAGGUAGUGGAAUCAACAAACUCAUUCGUCAUUUGAACUAGGCUCAGGUGGGUGCUCUAACACCGGCUUUUAUGGAUUUCAAUCACUGCUUAGUUAUAUGUUAAAAAUGGUCUUGGAGUUCCUUAUGAAGAAUGGCCAUAGUUCGAAAAAGUGGACCGCAUCUGCUGUUGGAUUGUGAAAUUAUAGGAAGAUAAGGAAGCCAAAACCAUCAAGUUUCAAUCUCUGAGUAUAAAACCAGAAGAUGGGAGUGAUCUGAAGUUUGACCCCUCAUCAUCUUAAAUUUGCAAGAUUGGGUAGCAGAAAUGGAAAAUACUUUUUCUUGGACCUCCUGUAGAGUAGGUGGUAGAGAUGGAUGAGCUGAUGGUCAGGGCCAGAAUGAGACAAGUUCAUGUGACUUCAUAUUCAGCUGUCCUCAUGUUUGGCAGCUUCUGGUAGAUUCCAGUAAGUUGUAUGCAAAAAACAGAGCAGGACUAAAAGUUUACUCUGCAGUGGAUCAUACUUUAUAAAAAUCCACAUGGUUUGUGUAUAUUAUGUCAUAUGCUUCAGAGAAAGGUGGAGAAAAUUCCUGUCAGUAGUAAUAGUAAUAGUUUAGGUUCUUACAUACUAUGAAAACAUAACUAACUGGCAAUUCAUAAACCCAAUUCAUUUAAAGAGCAGUUAAUUCCAAGCACCAUCUUAAGUUCUCAGUGUUUUGAGGUGUUUUUUUUUAAAACUGUUCAGGAUUCCAUCUCCAGUUACACUGCAUGUUUGUCUGCUAGACAGUAAUGAGUUUAACUCUCAACAGCAACUUCCUUGUAUACUUUUUUUCCAGCUUAGUCAUAAAAAUAACAUUUGCUCUUAAUAUUUUUCCAACAGCUUUCUUCAGUAGGCACUAAACAUAAUUAUAGUGAUUUCUUUUUACUUUUUCUAACAGGUUAUGAACACUAUUAAGGAUGUUCUGGAAGAUAUUUAUUUGUACUCCAUGAUGUACAUUGGCUCUUCAGAGACUCCCGAGUCUGCAACAUGACAUUACUUCUGUUCCUUUCUCUCUGUGUGAUGGUGAAACUACACUUCCAUAGUUGAGUUGAAAGAGAUCCAGGAUGUGAUUUAAAUGUUAUCCUGCGCAUAGAAUAGAAUGGAAAAAGAAUGGAAGAACUCCUAAAAUUCCACUUGCACAGCCCUCUUAAAUUAAUAUAUUGCUUACAAAGACAGCGGGGAUGUUUUGAAACCCAGCACUGCUUUUUGCAUGGAGUUUCAUUUUGAAUACAAAAGUGGGAAAACUUGGCAUUUUUAAGAUGCACACCUGGAGUAGGAAACCUAAUACGAUCUAAACCUGGUGAUCAUCUUCUGCAGGAAUAUCCUGAACAUGUCAGGAUCCUCUUCCCAGAUUGCUUGAAUUGGCUGGCAAGUAGUUGAUGCCUUAAAUUCUCCUGUCAAACCCUUUGGUCAGCCCAUGUCUAAAAUAGCCACUUUGAACGUAGUUCUCGAACUUCUUUUGUAUGUAAAGUCUCGAAUAAAAAGAUUUAUUAAAUUUUUGCUUUGUGGGGCUUGCUUAUAUACCGGACAAAUGCAAGAACUAUUAGCUUUUGAAGCUUAAAAGCUAUUGACUGAAAAGAUGAGCAGUUGUUCCUGUUGGAAGUAUUUGGAGCUGGCUUCUGAGAGAAUUCCCCCCUCUUCCCAUUGAUGGGCACAUUUUCUUCAGGGUAUUAAGGGUUACAGCAAAAGGUGAGCCAUGUCCACGCCAGUUCAUACACUUCUCACCAUGACAACUAUCUCCCCUUGUGCACCCUCCUGGCAUAAAUAAACUUGGAAAAAAGACAAUUUUUUCAUUAGCCAUUAGUAGAGCUGCAGAGGGAAACAUUAAGCUAGAGACAAUUUGUCAGGAUGGCAGUACAGUCGUACCUUGGUUGUCGAAUGCCUUGUGAGGUGAACGUUUUGGCUUCUGAAUGCCGCAAACCUGGGAGUGUUCCGGUUUGCAAACAUUCUUUGGAAUGUGAAUGUCUGUUGCUGCUUCUGAUUGAGUGCAGGAAGCUCUUGCAGCCAAUCGGAAGCCACGCCUUCGUUUUCGAAAGUUGAACGGAUUCAGUUCGAGAACCAAGGUAUUGCUGUGUAUAUAUAGAUGCCAAUAUUCUAGUGAAAACGCUCCACAGCAAUUAAAAUCAGUAGGAAAAACUUCUAAUGGUGCCAAUCCUAGGUGUCUUAAGCCUAACAGCUAUGUGCAGGGCUGUGAGCCAGAUCAAGCUGAUAUUUCCAGUCCCUAAGGUCUUGUAAUAUUUUGCUAACUUUAGCCACAACCACAACAAAGACAAAAUUAAGUAGUUUAUUGGCAGUAGACUCACAUUUAAGUAAAUAUAGGCAGUUAUACAGGACACUUAUGAUACAAAGACCAGUUAAAGUUUUACUUUAUUUUUUUAUCCUACAAAAUACAAUUAAAAACAUUCAGUCCACACUCCUGUAAUAACCAGAAUGAGGAAAUUCAGUCGCAUAUCAAAGAACAGGAUUUCAGUAUUCAUUCUUAGAAAUACAUCCACAGUAUAUUCAAGCUAUGUACAAAGUAUGUUUUCCCUGUUAGUUUUACUGGAAUGCAAAGGAUCUAUGCAGAAUGUAAUUACUAUUUGCUAAAGAAGUUAAGAGGAAGCUUAUGUACAGUCUUAUUUGCACAGUCAGGGGAAGCUGUCCUUUUUGUAGGCCACCAUACUGUUGACUUUGUGUAUUGUAGUUGUGAAGGAACGAAGACGAACUUCUUCAGAGUUAGCAAUGAACUGUGGACCAGACUCUUCCCAUUUUUCCGGAACAGCUAAGUCUUUGUCUGUGAAAAUCAGCAAGUCAAAUGCACCUGCAAGGAAAAACCCAGUGUUACUGGAUUUAUAUUGCGUGCCUAUAUUCUAAAUUCAUUUUUUAGGGUAGAAUAAAAUUGUGUGCUUGUAUUUAAAAUUCAAGCACAUUCAUACUUUUAAUGCUGCAACAAUACAUUAAUUGAAC